AUGGAGGUGAACGUAAGCGAGUCGUGGAUGUAUAAACAAACUCAGCCGGCAAUCGCGCUGUUCUCCGUCGGGUACUCGGUGGUGUUUGCGGGGACGGUGAUAGGAAACCUGAUAGUGGUGGUGGUCAUCGCCACGAACCGGCACGUGAGGGGAGUCACCGACAUGUUCAUCUUCAACCUGGCUCUCAGCGACCUUCUCAUAGCUUUCCUGUGUAUCCCUUUUACCUUGGUCAACCACAUAUUCAUCGAGAAUAUGUUCGGUGACGCCAUGUGUCGAGUGAAAGCCCUGGCUCAGGGUCUGUCUGUCGGCGCGUCUGUGUUCACGCUGACAUCCAUCGCGGCAGACAGGUACGUUGUCAUCGUUCAUCCCCAGAAACAGGGCUUGACGAAGAAGAAGGCACUGCUGGUGAUCCUGGGGGUGUGGAUCGCCUCAGCAGCCAUCAUGGCCCCUCAGGCAGUCGUGUCGUACGAGAAAGAAGUCCUGUACGAGAACCACACGUUCCACAUCUGUGGCGAGUUCUGGCCAUCUUCGACUUCCCGCCAGAGCUACACGGCCGCGUUGUUCAGCCUGUGCUACAUCAUACCAUUGGUGGCAAUCAGCUUACUGUACUCCAAGAUCGCGACCAAAGUCUGGUUCAAGCCACCCCCGGGAGCAGCUGACGGCAACUCGCGGGGUACCAGCGGCGAGAAGGCAGCAUCGGUCCCCGUCGGCGUCGCCGCCUGCAGGAUGAGAGUCGUCCGCAUGGUCAUCGCGCUCGUCGUGGUGUUCGCGACCACCUGGAUGCCGCUCUACAUCUGCUGGCUCCUGGAGGACUUCGGCAACCUGAGCCUUCGGCAGCAGAUCAACCUCCACCACUACGUCUACCCGACUGCCCACCUGGUGGCCUAUGCCAACAGCUUCAUCAACCCGCUCGUGUACGGGUUCUUCACCACGAACUUCAGGCAGCAUUUCAACCAGACGUUUCGAAAGGCUACGGGUUCACGGCCAAUGUCGCUGGCCACGACCAUGAUCCGCCGGCACAAAGCAAUGGACGACGUGCAGACCGGCACGGCACACUCCACCCCUAUGACAAGCCUGAAGGUGAACGUUGUCAACGGCAAUGGGAACAGGCUGAAGGGUGUCGUCACCACUGCGGUAACACUUUCCAACAAUGUUCAAGAGACGACACUGUAA
Branchiostoma belcheri (Belcher's lancelet) is the source of this 1173-nucleotide messenger RNA. RefSeq names its product neuropeptide FF receptor 1-like. The transcript has 3 exons. Gene Ontology annotation, cellular component: membrane. Lineage: Eukaryota; Metazoa; Chordata; Leptocardii; Amphioxiformes; Branchiostomatidae. Gene Ontology annotation, molecular function: neuropeptide Y receptor activity; peptide binding. The record is from RefSeq and is a predicted model, not a curated record. Bases 1 to 1173 code for a protein of 390 amino acids. Gene Ontology annotation, biological process: G protein-coupled receptor signaling pathway.